AACACACAUUUUCUUUUCCGCCUGCUACUUCUCCUAGAGAGAGAAACAAACGAAGAAAGUAAAAGAAAGAGAAACACAAUCAAAGAAAAAAAAAGGGGAAACGGUUAUGGAAUUGUAGACCAAGUCAUAAAGAACUACUAGGGUUUUUGGAAAUCCGAAUCUGCAACCACGUCCAGAUCCUUCCAUUCUUCGCCAUCCUCUAUAAUGGCGACUCCGUUUUCAAGUCUGGAGACAGCUGGAGGCUGCGUGGCUGUAAUGGCAGGCCCUUUGAACCCUAUCGAUCCAUCUACGUCUUCCAAGUCUUGCUUAAAGAAUUCCGACUGUAAAUCGCCGAUUCUUAUAUUCUUGUUCUUCCAUAAGGCUAUUAGAGCUGAGCUCGAUGCGCUUCACAGGGCCGCCGUUGCUCGAGCCACCAACCGUGAUGGUGGUGGUGAUGUUAGCUCCUUGCUGCAGAGGUAUCAUUUUCUUCGCACGAUUUAUAAGCACCACUGCAAUGCCGAGGAUGAGGUCAUUUUUCCUGCUCUUGAUAUAGUUGUGAAGAAUGUUGCCCACACUUACUUCCUUGAACAUGAGGGAGAAAGUGUGCUCUUUGAUCAAUUGUUUGAGUUGCUGAAUUCAAAGAUGGAAGAUGAAGAAAGCUGUUGGAGAGAGCUGGCUUCUCGAACGAGAGCCCUUCAAACAUCAAUUAGCCAGCACAUGUCCAAGGAAGAAGAACAAGUCUUCCCCUUACUUGCUGAGAAGUUCACAUUUGAAGAACAGGCAUCAUUGGUAUGGCAAUUUCUUUGCAGUAUUCCUGUUGACAUGAUGGCUGAAUUUCUUCCUUGGCUUUCCUCUUCCAUAUCAUCUGAAGAACAUCAGGACAUGCGGAAGUGCUUGUGCAAGAUAGUUCCUAAAGAAAAACUUCUUCGGCAGGUUAUUUUUGGCUGGAUGGAAGGGGUUAAAAUGCCUGGUACAUGUAAAAACUGCAAAGAUAAUUCCAAGGAUAGAUGCCAAACUUCUGGGAGUAGUAUUUUAAUUAGUCAAACUGAGGAGGGCCCCUGUGCAUGUGUAUCUUCCAAAGCUGGUAAAAGGAAACAAGUGGAGAUAGGUUAUGAUCAUGCAAAUUCUGCUGUGUCCUGUCCUAUUGAUGAAAUAUUGCUUUGGCAUAAUGCUAUUAGACAAGAGUUGAAUGAUAUAGCUGAGGCUGCGAGGAAGAUACAACUUGCUGGUGAUUUUUCUGAUUUGUCUGAGUUCAACAAGAGGCUGCAAUUCAUUGCUGAAGUUUGCAUCUUUCACGGUAUUGCUGAGGAUAAAGUUGUAUUCCCUGCUGUAGAUGCAGAACUCUCUUUUGCCCAGGAGCAUGCAGAAGAAGUAAUUCAAUUUAACAACCUCAGAUGCCUUAUUGAAAGUAUUCAAAGCUCUGGAGCCAACUCCUCUUCUGCUCAAUUCUAUGAAGAGUUGUGUUUACAUGCUGACCACAUAAUGGACAGCAUACAGAAGCAUUUCCACAAUGAGGAAUCUCAGGUAAUUCCACUUGCUCGAAGGCAUUUUAGCCCCCAAAGACAGCGAGAACUUAUGUAUCAAAGCUUACUUGUGAUGCCCUUAAAAUUGAUUGAGUGUGUCUUACCAUGGCUAGUAGGAACAUUAAGUGAAGAAGAAGCUAGGUUGUUCCUUCAAAAUAUGCAGCUGGCAGCCCCAUUGUCGGACUCUGCAUUGGUUACCCUAUUUUCUGGUUGGGCAUGCAAAGGUCGUUCCACAGAUGUAUGCCUUUCUUCUAUUGCAAUUGGUUCUUGUCCUGCAAGAGCACUGAAUGGGACUCAAAAAGAUAUUAUCAAACCAUCCUGUGCAUGCACUUCUCUGUGUUCUGCUGAGGAAAGGCCUGCAGCAGUUCAAGAGGAUGAGGCAGAUAACAGUAGAAGGCCAUUCAAGCGUGGAAAUUUAGUAUCAUGCGAAGGUUCUGAUGCUACAUACUGUACCAGAAAACUUAAUGGCGACAAAUCAUCUUUUAGUAAUCAGUCUUGCUGUGUCCCAGGGUUAGGAGUGAAUGCCAGUAAUCUAGGUGUUAGUAAUUCUCUGGCUGCAUCAAAAUCCCUGCGUUCACUAGCGUUUAAUCCUGCUCCAUCCUUGAACUCAAGUCUCUUUAGCUGGGAAACAGAUUUAAGCUCUGCAGAGAAUGGGUUUGUAUCACGGCCUAUUGAUAAUAUAUUUAAAUUUCAUAAGGCCAUACGUAAAGACCUGGAAUACUUGGAUGUUGAAUCUGGAAAACUAAAUGAUUGCAAUGAGUCUUUUAUUCGACAAUUCACUGGUAGAUUCCGUCUCCUGUGGGGUUUAUAUAAAGCUCAUAGUAAUGCAGAAGAUGACAUAGUAUUUCCAGCACUGGAAUCUAAGGAGACUCUUCAUAAUGUUAGCCACUCUUAUACUCUGGAUCACAAGCAGGAGGAAAGACUUUUUGAAGAUAUUUCAUCUGCACUUUCUGAGCUUACACAACUUCAUGCAUGCUUGAAUACUACAAAUGUUUCUCAUAUAAGUGAUACAAUGAGAAAGUAUAAUGAGAAAGCCACAAAGCUUCAGGGUAUGUGCAAGUCCAUAAGAGUGACACUGGAUCAACAUGUGUACCGGGAAGAACUAGAACUCUGGCCUUUGUUUGAUAGACAUUUUUCUGUGGAGGAGCAGGACAGAAUUGUUGGUCAAAUAAUUGGUACUACAGGUGCAGAGGUUCUUCAGUCGAUGUUGCCAUGGGUGACUUCUGCUCUUACUCAGGAGGAGCAGAAUAAAAUGAUGGACACUUGGAAGCAGGCCACCAAGAACACAAUGUUCACUGAGUGGCUUAAUGAAUGGUGGGAAGGAACACCUACUUCAUCUGUGCAUGCAACAACAUCAGAGAGUUGUAUAUCACUAGGCACCGAUGACAUCCAUGAUAGCAUUGAUCACAGUGAUAAGACUUUUAAGCCUGGCUGGAAAGACAUCUUUCGGAUGAAUCAGAAUGAGCUUGAAGGAGAGAUAAGAAAAGUUUCUCGUGAUUCAACUCUUGAUCCAAGAAGAAAAGCUUAUCUUCUUCAAAAUCUCAUGACGAGUCGAUGGAUAGCUGCUCAGCAGAAGUCUCCUCAAGCAAGAACAGAUGAAGGUUCCAGUGGUGAGGAUUUACUUGAAUGUGUUCCAUCAUUCCGAGAUCCAGAGAAAGAAGUCUUUGGAUGUGAGCAUUACAAGAGAAAUUGCAAGCUCCGUGCUGCGUGCUGUGGGAAGUUAUAUACAUGUAGGUUUUGCCAUGAUAAAGUCAGUGAUCAUUCAAUGGAUAGGAAGGCUACUGCUGAAAUGAUGUGCAUGCGAUGCCUGAAAAUCCAACCUGUUGGACGAAUUUGCACAACCCCUUCAUGUGGUGGGUUCUCAAUGGCAAAGUACUAUUGUGGUAUCUGCAAAUUUUUUGAUGAUGAAAGGACUGUCUAUCACUGCCCUUUCUGCAAUUUAUGCCGUCUUGGAAGUGGACUUGGGGUUGAUUUCUUCCACUGUAUGAAAUGCAAUUGUUGUCUGGCAAUGAAGUUGGCAGACCACCAGUGUAGAGAAAAAGGUCUAGAAGCAAACUGUCCCAUCUGCUGUGAUUUUUUGUUCACAUCAAAUGAAAGUGUCAGAGCACUUCCAUGUGGCCAUUUCAUGCAUUCAGCCUGCUUUCAGGCUUAUACAUGCAGUCACUAUAUCUGCCCAAUCUGUUGUAAAUCUUUGGGAGAUAUGACCGUUUAUUUUGGAAUGCUUGAUGCACUCCUAGCAUCUGAAGUGCUUCCUGAAGAAUACAGGGAUCGCUGUCAGGAUAUAUUGUGCAAUGACUGUGAUAAGAAAGGAACAGCACCCUUCCACUGGCUCUAUCACAAGUGUGGGUUUUGUGGAUCUUACAAUACCAGGGUAAUCAAGGUUGACUCGGUAACUGGCAACUGUUCUACCUCAAAUCAGUAAGAUUGGCCUUAAUGGUUGUCAAUUUUAGUUUUGUAAAUACUUGCAGAGCCAUCACCAUCAAUCAUUGCUAUGGUAAAUCUGAUUUUCCUCAAAAAUUUCACGUGAAAAUGGGAAUAUUAUUAAGUAUUUAGAUCCGAAGUCUUUUUUUAAUGUAAUUAUAUAGUAUUGGUUUAAAAUUUUUACAAUAGACUAUUGGGCGUUUUCUUUUUGUAUGGCGUAAGAACAGAGGAUGAGAAGCAAAGGGGUAAAGAAAGGUGUUCAAAUUCAAAGAGAAAUUCUUUCUUUUUUGGACUUUUAUAAUAUGAGGUGGCACUGCAACCAGAAGCCCAUAAGAGGGGGAUGGUUUCGGGGAUAGAUUUUUUGUGCCGCUUCUUUUCUUCUGUCCAUAUAUCUACCCACAAAUUGAGAGUGAAAAAUGAACUUAUAAGACUUUU
Molecule: messenger RNA, 4358 nt
Organism: Rubroshorea leprosula
Lineage: Eukaryota; Viridiplantae; Streptophyta; Magnoliopsida; Malvales; Dipterocarpaceae
Source: the annotation of a GenBank genome assembly